UUCUUAGUUUUGAAGAUUCAUCAUUAAGCGAUCAUUGAGAUACGGUUUGCAAUGGAUUACGAUAAAUUAAAUCAUACGGCUUUUAAGGGUAAUGUAUUAGUGGAAAAAAGCUUAGACUUAAAGCUACGCGAAAAGAAGGCCAAUUACUAUCUAAAGUGGGGUGUAAUUAAUUUGCUGUUGUUGCUCGUUCUCAUGUCUGUCUAUAGUCAGUCUUCUUGCGUUCAGUCAAAUUUUUUAAAACUAGAGUAUGGUGCUAUAAUUAUAAUAGGUCUUAACACCAUAGCCUGCUUUACUAAAUACUUAUUCUAUAUGUUUAAACGAGAAUUCCUCCACGGAACGGUGCAGCAGAAAAAUUUACUAAAAUUUGAUGAAAAUGAUAGUUCUUUUGUUAUUUUUGAUCCCAUCAAAAAGAAAGAAGUGCAGGCUGAAGAUACGUUGCAAAACACCGACAUAAAUACCAGUUGGCAUUCAUCAUUCAUUGGAAAUCGUUCUCUUGAUUCAACUAAUUGGAAUUACACCCGUACACCAUUGCGCAAGAGUUUAAGUCCCCAACAGCAGCAAAAACAGCAUUUCUCACGAGUGAAUCAGAUUAAUGAUGAAGGGAGUUUGCAACAAUAUUUGAACGAUGUAUUGCGAAAAGAGAACAGCGUACCGGAAACUCAUGAUGUUAGCCACAAUUUUAAUUCUAAUUCUAUUAACUCAUUUUGGAACUAUUGCAACUUAGCAGCUAAUGUCUUAAAAACAUCAAUAUAUCAAUUGGCACCAGCAACAUCUUCAGCAAAUCAAAAUAAGCAAGUAUCUAAAGAAGAUAUCGGUCUCAAUAUUGUAGACAAAAAUUCCGAAAUUAUUAAACGUAUAUCGUCGGAAAAAUUAUCACGUUACGUUGGUAAUUUAAGGACGUGGAUAUCAGCAACGAUUUUACAACGCUUGGCUAAUGAAAUCCAAAAAGUAGACGAGUCUUUUAAACAUCGAGGUCUACUUGAUAUGCAAAUCGGUAGCAUAGGUUUGGAAAGAUUGAAAAAGACCGUAGAAAAUAAGCAGUUUGUUACCUUGCAUAUGCCAAUGUUACCGUUGAUCGUACCGUUUUUAGAAAUGUCCAGCAAUCAAGAGUAUUUAGUGCAACGAAUAAAGGAUUUAGCUAAAGGUUCAUGUAUAACAGAUUAUCGUUGGGAUUCUGGCUCGGAAUAUCAUGGUCUUAAAUGGGACGAGCACUUACCAACGGAUGCUGCCAUAAUAUUUCAUUUAUUUUGUGUUUACUUGGAUACGCAGUUAAUGCCAUUACCUCAAAAUGAAGGACGUCCAUUCUACAGUCGUUAUGUGGUUGUAGGAGAAGAGAAGCGUUCUGGCAAAGACACUGUAGCUUUGGUGCAAAAUAGAUCACGUUGUGCUAUACUUUGCACUAAUCCACUUAAACCUAAAUUCAAUUUUAUUAGUGAAGGCGAAAUUCACGCUUGUGCGUAUGACCGCAAUAAUUUGUUUUAUGUUAUCAUACAAUUCUUGGUUUACAUGCGUUCGCAUCAGGAGAGCUGCUUGGAGGGUGUUAAUCUCGGUGCAAGUGGAAUUAAUCUUAUGUGCGCCAUUGACGACUAGAAUCAUCACAGUACAUAUUGCUAUUUUUAAGAAUUUAAAAAC
Molecule: messenger RNA, 1632 nt
Organism: Glossina fuscipes
Lineage: Eukaryota; Metazoa; Arthropoda; Insecta; Diptera; Glossinidae
Product: transmembrane protein 209
Exons: 2
Coding region: 52-1590 (512 amino acids)
Cellular component (GO): membrane
Source: RefSeq, a predicted model, not a curated record